AUGCCGAGCUUUGUGCCAGUGUUGGAUCCGGAGAAGGCGAGGUUCGAGCAAGAUGAAGAAUCGCUUCGCAAGCACCGUCAGUUUGACACGCCGUUCGCGUUGCUUCCGAAGGAUUUGAAUAACCCGAAAGAGAAGAAGGGCGAUUUGAAUCCGAUUGCCAGACGGUCAGAAGAGCUGUACCAGGACGAAAAUAAGCUUUGGAAGAAGAAGCGUGAGGUUUUCGACAAGCAGCAAACUUGGGGAAAAGAAACAGGUGUUUGGUCGAAUCCAGAGCAGACCCGUGACGAAGACAAACGAAAGUACAAGCCCGGCGAAGUGUUUUGGGGUGCCAAAGGCACUUUCGGUGGAAAACAGGAGGACAGCGGGCUCCUUACUCUACAGCGUGGCGAAGUGGACCAGUCCUUGGAGCUGAAUGAGAAGGGCCUGUGGGUCCGCAAGAAAAAGGCCACCGAGGAAGGCCCCGGUCUCUCUGAGAGUGCCAAGCAGCUUCUGAAGGCGCCGAAGAACGGCGAGGACCCACGUUUGGAGGCUGCGAAGCCGCGAGGCCGUGGUACUGCAGAUGCAUCGGAAAAGGCCUUGGAGGCAACGAUCUUUGACUUGCCCUGCAGGAGCGCCGGCGAUUGGAGCGCAAAGUCGCUGAUGAGUGCCGUCCCUGGCUGCACUUGUCGGUUUGACUCCUUGGCACUUUGCUUGGAAAAGGCGAUUCGUGCUGCCUAUGCCUGUGGCUCUUUCGCCACCUCACAGUCACAGGAAGCUUCUAUCAAGGACCAACAGUCAACCGCAUACGUCAGCAGCGUUCUAAGCAUUUCAGAACCGUUUCGUGCACGGUUUUAUUCGUGCGCCAUGAGCACAGCCGGCACGGCCGGCACGGCUGGCACAGCCCUCAGAGGGCCCCCCGUGGGCUCUGUCCAGGCUGUCCCUCGCACCUCGAGCCGCGGCCGCAGUGGCAGUGGCCGCAAUGGCCUCAGUGGCUGCCGUGUGGACAUUCGGAGCACAGCGGCUGCAGUUGGCCGUGCCAUGGUCGGGGCUCGGACCCCUAGCAAAGGGCGAGACGGAGCUCUUUGGACCAAAGCGUGUUCUGGCGACAGCUUGGAGGACCUCCUGAGUGAAAAGGCCGUGCCAAGCAAGCCCAAGCUGAAUGGCUACUCUGCAGCCCAGACGGCCAGUCGCGGCUUGGACUUCGAUGAGGAGGCCAAAAAACUCUGGGCUCGCCUCAACUUGGAUCCGUCAGUUAUCUCAAGUGGACCCUACAAUGCAAUGGAUGCGCUGUGGCAGCAUCCCGAAACGCGAGCUGUCUUCUAUGUCGGCAACCAGACUGCGGCUUCAAACCUUUCCUUACUUCACAAGAACGGUGUGACACAUGUUGUCAAUUGCACGGACAACAUGCCGAACUACCAUGAAAACACCCCGAGCAGCUUCAUCAAGUACUACAGAUUCGACAUCUCCAGCUUCCAUCGGCUGGUCAAGACGGAUGCCGACGCAGCACGCUUUGUUCAGCCGAUGCUGGAUUGGGUUAGCGCCGCCCUGGCCAGCGGAAAGAAUGUGAUGGUCCACUGUCUGGCUGGUGCACAUCGCGCGGGCACCACCGGCUGCAUUUGCUUGAUGCACUUUGCGGGGCUCAGCGCCAAAGAAGCAGUUCCUGCUGCAAAGCGCUGUCGCCCGAUCAUAGACCCCAUUGGUGAUUUUCCAGAACUGCUGGCCAAGCUGGAGCGUAGCUGGAGACGCCUCAGGCUCGGCAUGACCAACACGGGCAAGAAGCCUGGAAACACCGGGCCUGUGACGACACUGAACAACAGCUCCCAGCAGUGUCGGCCAAGCAAGAGACAUGCCGGCAUGAAGAGAUGGCAGGGUGUGCAACGAACAGAUGAAGAGGCCAAGGAGAUUGUGGAAAAGGCUUUGGGCUCCUGCGCGGUGGGUGGGGCAUCAUCAGCUCCGGUUCGGAUGGAGCCUUCCACCACAGCUAAGAGGAACCGAAGCCCAUCUCCCGUUGUCGCUCCCAGCAGCCCCUCGGAUGCUGAGCCUGACGGCAAAUUUGAAGCCGCCUGGAUGGACUCGGGCGAUGAGCGUGAGGCCGCCAAGCUGAACGAAAAGCCCUCAGGAGGUGACGUCGUGGUCGAUUUCUUCUGA
Molecule: messenger RNA, 2127 nt
Organism: Symbiodinium natans
Lineage: Eukaryota; Dinophyceae; Suessiales; Symbiodiniaceae
Source: the annotation of a GenBank genome assembly